CCGGAAGCUCAUCUCAAAAUGCUGAACUACCCUUUGCCAGUGGCCGGUGCUGUAGAAUUUGGAAUCUGUUCUCGGGCCUGAGCCUUGAGGCCAGGCUCCUGGGUGUCGUUAAUGUUCGGGGCCGCCGGGCACCAACCGAUCGGAGCUCCAGCCGCCGGGAACAGCUGGCAUUUCAGUAGAACCAUGGAGGAACUGGUUCAUGAUCUUGUCUCAGCAUUGGAAGAGAGCUCAGAGCAAGCUCGAGGUGGAUUUGCUGAAACAGGAGACCAUUCUCGAAGUAUAUCUUGCCCUCUCAAACGCCAGGCAAGGAAAAGGAGAGGGAGAAAACGGAGGUCAUAUAAUGUUCAUCACCCAUGGGAGACUGGUCACUGCUUAAGUGAAGGCUCUGAUUCAAGUUUAGAAGAACCAAGCAAGGACUAUAGAGAGAAUCACAAUAAUAAUAAAAAGGAUCAUAGUGACUCUGAUGACCAAAUGUUAGUGGCGAAGCGCAGGCCAUCAUCAAACUUAAAUAAUAAUGUUCGAGGGAAAAGACCUCUAUGGCAUGAGUCUGAUUUUGCUGUGGACAACCUUGGGAACAGAACUUUACGCAGGAGGAGAAAGGUAAAACGCAUGGCAGUAGAUGUUCCGCAGGACAUCUCCAACAAACGGACAAUGACCCAGCUGCCCGAAGGUUGUAGAGAUCAGGACAUGGACAAUGACAGAGCUUACCAAUGUCAAGAAUUUACUAAGAAUAAAAUCAAAAAGAGGAAAUUGAAAAUAAUUAGACAAGGACCAAAAAUCCAAGAUGAAGGAGUAGUUUUAGAUAGUGAGGAAAUAAGCCAGACCAGUAAGGACAAAAUGGAAUAUGAAGAGCAAAAAGUCUCAGAUGAGCUCAUGAGUGAAAGUGAUUCCAGCAGUCUCAGCAGCACUGAUGCUGGUUUGUUUACCAAUGAUGAGGGAAGACAAGGUGAUGAUGAGCAGAGUGACUGGUUCUACGAAAAAGAAUCAGGUGGAGCAUGUGGUAUCACCGGAGUCAUUCCCUGGUGGGAAAAAGAAGAUCCUACUGAGUUAGACAAAAAUUUACCAGAUCCUGUCUUUGAAAGAAUCUUAACUGGUUCUUUCCCUCUUAUGUCGCAUCCGGGCAGAAGAGGUUUCCAAGCUAGACUCAGUCGCCUUCAUGGAAUGCCUUCAAAGAAUAUUAAAAAAUCUGGAGGGACUCCAACUUCAAUGGUGCCCACUCCUGGCCCAGUCAGUAACAAGAGGAUGGUUCACUUUUCCCCAGAUUCUCAUCACCAUGACCAUUGGUUUAGCCCUGGGGCUAGGACAGAGCAUGGCCAGCAUCAGCUUCUGAGAGAUAACCGAGCAGAAAGAGGACACAAGAAAAAUUGUUCUGUGAAAACAGCCAGCAGGCAAACAAGCAUGCAUUUAGGAUCCUUAUGCACGGGAGAUAUCAAACGGAGAAGAAAAGCUGCACCUUUGCCUGGACCUACAACAGCAGGAUUUGUAGGUGAAAACGCCCAGCCAAUCCUAGAAAACAACAUUGGGAACCGAAUGCUUCAGAAUAUGGGCUGGACACCUGGGUCAGGCCUGGGACGCGACGGCAAGGGGAUCUCUGAACCAGUUCAAGCCUUGCAGAGGCCAAAAGGAUUAGGACUCGGAUAUCCCCUACCAAAAAGCACUCCUACAACUACUCCCUCCAAACCAGGAAAGCCCACCUAAGAAGAAGAGCAAAGAAGAAAUGUUUUAACAGUUUUUAUUCACCAUGUCCCACUGUUCUAAAACUCCAACAUAGCUUCUGUUUUCAAGGCAGAAAUCUUCAUGGCCUCCAGCUCCUCUCUCCAACUUCCUAACUGCACACAGUCUGGCCAUGUGAUGGAAAGGGGAUCGCAUCACACCAGUCAUGGUGCUGAAGUGCAAACCUCCACCCGUUCAAUGUUUUCAGUCAUUUCCAGCUAUUUCUAAGUAUAAAGAAUAGCUCAUUUCUCUUAUUUAUUUUGAUCUCGUAUGUCAAUGUUUUUGAAUGCCUUGCUUGAUUCAUGUAUGUGUGUGAUGUCCAGGAAAAGGUGAGCACACCCACAGGUUUUCAAAAUGGGAUAGGCCAGAAGGGGUUGUGCUUCAUACCUUCCCUAUCUAUUGUAACCCAAGAGAUUGUCAUCAGUGAAAUCCUAAGCAAAUCUCUGUUUGAAAGUCUUGACAAUUUCGCAUCCUUUGAGUUUGGCUUUUUUUGUGAGGAUUUUCUAACAGGGUGAUACCCAUUAAUUUUCUGUCCUUGGACAAUGUAGUAUGAAGUUCACAGCGGAGAAACAGCAAUUAAUGUUUCCCUCAGAUGUUUCGGCAAAAAUAAACCUCAUCAUUGUUAUCACCAGAGUGCCCUCAACAUUACUUUAAUGCAGAUUUUAUAAAUUUUACCUCAUUUAAACAUAAAAUAAUUAUUGAAAGAAAAAUGUAUUUUUUAAAUUCAUCAUGACCAAAUUAUUCUAUUAGUAGUAAAUUCUAUUAAUCCAGAAUUCUACCUCUCUCUUCCCAAAGAAUUGAUAUUUUUAUUAAGAUUAACUCAAGUGUCGUAAACUGAUUUUAAAUUUUAAUCAUUGGAUUAAGUUAUUAGAAUGUUGAUCAAUUUAUUUGAAGAUUUAAAUGGCUGUCCCAAGAAUUCAGGUUUCUGGCAAUGGCCCAAACUCAUUUAUAAGGUGAACAAGAAAAGUGAAUAAUUCUGAUUUGCCUUUUCUAAGAUCUAAGGCAUUAUUUUAAAAUCAAGCAAACAAGUCAUUUUUAUUAUGUGCCUUGUAUUGAGUUAUUUCUAAAUCAUUUGCUUUUUAGUGUUAGAGAUUCAAAAUCGCUCUUAAUUUAGAAGAUGUUGAUUUCUUAUCUUCUUCAUUAUUAAGAACUAAUAAAAUAGUUAUUAUUCUGUUUAUAAUGGCCUUUAUUGGUAAAGAUUGAGAUAACAUGUGAAUCACCUACAUUUUAAAAAUUUUGUAAGUCCCCAAAACAGGUUUUAGGAGGUGGUAGUGGAGGUUUAUGCAUGUGACAGGUGGUCCACUAAAGAAAAUACUGCCAACUAGGGAAGGGAAAGCCAACCUGCUAUUUGAUGGUUUGCCAAAUGUACGAGGAUAUGUUUAUUAUCUUCUUUCUUAGGGGUAUUGUGUGAAGAGGACAGGUUGGUUAGAGGACUAUAGACUACCACGUGAGUUGCUUUUUUGAAGCAUUCUUACUGGAUUAAAGUAACCCUGUUGUAUGAUUACUUCCUGUACUUUUAUUACUUAGAAAUGUGCCAUUUUUUUAAUGAUUUUUUUUUUAAAUGCUCAUUCUAUCUAUGUAGGGGGGAAAGUUGGGGGACAUUAUAUUCAGAUUUUUAAAUUUCUUUGUAAUAGUGUAUUGUGCUCUAGGGUCUAUUCUAAAGUUGCUUGUUUGUUUAAUUCCAUUUCCUAAAGAUCUCCUAAAAAUCCUAGAAUUUCAAAAGGUGAAAUUUUGAGCCACCGAUAACAAACAACGAGGUCUUGUGAGACUGUUUGCAAGCUCCCAAGGGCCUGGCUAUUCCCUUUCACUUUACCAUGUUCUAAUGGAUAUGAGACCUUCACAGUGAAGGAGAGCAGAACAUAUUGCAAACUGAUCUGGGGGACUCCUUAAUUAAACACUGCAGCCUUUAUGAAUGCUUUUUAUUGUUGCCAUUCUGGACAGGUGUAAGUCUUUUUGUUGUUGUUCUUGUUUGUUCUGUUUUUUAUUGUUGUUCUGUUUGGUUUUUUUGUUUGGUGAACAAUGCGGGUGUGAACAGGUAUAAAUCCUCUGAUGCAGCCUCUCUAAGACGUUCCCUUAGCUUCUCUAACACCCCCCAAAAAUUCAUCUUUGUACUUUCCACUAAUAGAAAGUACUUAAUCUUGAGCUCACUAUGUGGUUCACAGAGGACUUAUUUUUUAUUCUGUUGAAGUGUUUAACUCUACAGAAUAUAUGAAUCAACCUUCAAAGGAGAGAAGUAACAAGAUCCCAAGCUUCCCCAUCCUCUUACACAACAUGCCUUCAGCAUUCAGUCCUUAGGAAAAAUAAGUGCAGACCUGAUGUUCUGGUUGUACCUAAACUUACUUGGAGAAAUAACCAGUCACAAUUAAUGUAUGAAAAUUAAAUAUAAAUCAAAUGUCUUUUAAAAUAUGAAACCCACUAAUUUAUGUUUUAUAUAUAGUUAUAGUUAAUUUUUGCCAGUUACUAUGCCCAUAGAACCUAAAGGAUCCAAAGGAGUUCAUGAUUUAGAAUGUGUCAUUCAUGUCUCCUUAAAAAGGUGGUAGGAGAUUUCCCCUGCUCCCUCAUGAGCCAUUCUUAUAUCCUACAGGAUCUAUAGCCUCAUGUCAAGUUCAUUGUGCAAAAAUUCUAGGGAAUACAUAGAUCUCUUCCCUUAUUAUCCAAAUUAUCCAUUAUCUACAGUAGCCAAGAAAGGCUGAGCGUGACUACUUCAGCAACUUGAAUUUUUUUCUUUGUAUAUUUUUUAUACUUGAUAGUGACCAGACUUUGUGCUGGAGUCGUUUCUUUCUUUCAUUCUUUUCUUUCCUACUUUCCUUCUCCCCAAAUACAAUAUUUAAUGCUACAUUCCCCUCAUUUUUUUUUUGCUUUUAUUUUUAAAUUAUAUGGCAUCCUUUUAAAAGAGAAUUCAUUGCUGACUAAAAUUUGCCAAUUAAUUGGUCUCAGCAUUUGAGUACAUAAAUUUCAUAACUCAUACUGUGGUUAUCAAACAGAAGUUAAGACAGUAGGGUUAAAGACAUGCAUACUGUGUACAUAUAGUGUACAUAUGUGUGUGGUAUAUAGACAUAACUGCAAAAUAUUGCAUUUUGUUAAUAGGCUUAUUUUAACAUUGUGAAUUGGUAUUCUUGUAAUUAGUUGAACUUACAGUUGCUUCUCUUCAGUACAUUUCAUUUGAACAGAUAUUUCAUAAAAGAAAAAAAAAUCACUGUUGACAUGCUUUUUAAAACCAUUUUCACUUGUAUUUUGCCUUUCAAAAAGGAAAGUGAUCUAAAUUGGUACUGUAAAAUGAAUUGUUAGUAAAGAAUAUCUUGGAUUUUUUUUGUUGUUUAGUUUUUUUUUUUUCCUUUUGGUUGAAAAUUAUAUUAAUAGUUCAACAAAGAGUGAAAGAAUAAAACAUAAUGUUUAAGAAUGUUAUUUAUAAGCAGUCAUUGUCUUUGUGCUUAAAUGUUUUCCUCUUACCUUAAAGUAAUAAAAAAAUCGAAAGUACA
Molecule: messenger RNA, 5192 nt
Organism: Galeopterus variegatus (Sunda flying lemur)
Lineage: Eukaryota; Metazoa; Chordata; Mammalia; Dermoptera; Cynocephalidae
Gene: GPATCH2
Product: G patch domain containing 2
Exons: 10
Coding region: 112-1698 (528 amino acids)
Molecular function (GO): nucleic acid binding
Source: RefSeq, a predicted model, not a curated record